Messenger RNA from Habropoda laboriosa, 1331 nucleotides. RefSeq names its product carbohydrate sulfotransferase 4-like. The record is from RefSeq and is a predicted model, not a curated record. Gene Ontology annotation, molecular function: N-acetylglucosamine 6-O-sulfotransferase activity. NCBI's taxonomy places the organism in Eukaryota, Metazoa, Arthropoda, Insecta, Hymenoptera, Apidae. Gene Ontology annotation, biological process: sulfur compound metabolic process; N-acetylglucosamine metabolic process. Bases 93 to 1331 code for a protein of 412 amino acids. The transcript has 8 exons.
AUGUUAACAAAAACAUAAAGUCUUCGCCGUCCGUGUUACUUGCUACCGGAAGUCUACGAAUGCGAUGAACCGUUCGAUCCAGAGGACCAAGGAUGUCAAAACGACUCAGCUUCUAUGGUCUAGUAGGCCUGGCGUCCCUUUGCAUCUUCUUCUUAGCAUUUAAUCAACGCUACAGCAGCUAUCUCGAGCAUCGACUGCAGCCGGUGAUAUCGGAUGUGGAAAUAAGGCCACGCAUCAUCAAAAUUCAAGAUCCAGUAACGACAUAUUUUAGAGGAUCCAUUGAAAAUGUCACGCUUUCUGAAAUUCAGGAGGUUGUUGACCAGCAGAGAAGAUCAAUCGAGGGAGAAAUGGAAGGGUAUAAAUAUCCUAAUGGAAAAUAUGGAAUUAAUGUCAGUAAGUUGGAAGACUUAGUAUUGGAGAAAGGGGGAAGACCAAUGAGAAGUGUGAUCCUAACGACCUGGCGAAGCGGUAGCACGUUUCUUGGUGAUGUUGUCAACGCACAUCCAGCUAAUUUUUAUCAUUAUGAACCCCUACUUGAUUUCGGAAUCGUACAAAUCAGAGGGUCGCCACUUGCCGACGAAGCUCUUAGUAACCUCGAAGCUUUAUUGAGAUGUGAUUUUAAUAACCUUGAUCGAUAUUUGGACUAUGGUAAAACGCAUCCUUGGGUUUUCAACCAUAAUACUCAUUUAUGGAAACAGUGUCAGAUUCACAAGAAAAUAUGUUGGGAUCCACGUUUCGUUUCCAAAUUCUGCAAAUUAUUUCCCUUCCAAUCGAUGAAGAUUGUUCGUUUAAGACUGCGCGCCGCAGAGAAGCUUUUAGAACAAGAAGAUUUAGGAAUACGAUUAGUUCUAUUAAUUCGCGAUCCAAGAGGGAUUUUACAAUCAAGAAAGCAUCGAGAGUGGUGUCCCACUAAACCCGAUUGUUCGGACCCUGCAUUAGUAUGCGCGGACAUGGUUUCGGAUUUUAGUGCCGCUGUACAACUGAUAAAAAAGUACCCACGUACCUUUAGGGUGGUACGUUACGAAGACUUAUCUGUAGAUCCCUAUGGACACGUGAAAGAACUGUACAAUUUCUACGGUUUGGAUUUUCAUAUAAAUGUAAAAACAUUUUUGGAUACUCACACGAAGAACGACGUAGGUGGCGUAUCGAGUACCUUUCGGAAUUCGAAAGUGGCGCCAUUUCAUUGGCGGGCAGACCUCGACUUCGAGGAAGUCGAUGAGAUUCAGAGAGUUUGCGUGACAGCCAUGCAGCUGUGGGGUUACGUUAUGGCGUCGAACUCGAGCCAUCAAAAAGAGUUUGACCCGCUGACGGACUACCAACUGCAGUUGUGA